Messenger RNA from Rubroshorea leprosula, 2258 nucleotides. Lineage: Eukaryota; Viridiplantae; Streptophyta; Magnoliopsida; Malvales; Dipterocarpaceae. The record is from the annotation of a GenBank genome assembly.
GAGAGAAAAUCCCAGAAAGAAAAUUCAAACUUCCAAAUUUCAAAGUACACAGUAUGCUAGAUCUGUGUUUGGGAGGCUGUUUACUUUCACUCACUGAAAGCCCCUGUUUUUGUUAAAUACAACCAGAAAUCUCUCACAAUCCUCCGGAAAAUUCAAAAAAUCUCGAAAAUUUAUGAGUUUCCAAAACCCUGUAAUGCCCAUCCUCUCACCAGGAUUCCCUUUCCAUGUUUGCAAAUUCACCUGCCAAAGUUUCAAACUUUCCUUAGAAAUCUAGUGUUUUUCCGCUGUAGAUCAGAGUCUAUGUAUUGGUGUUCAGCAAGCGUUAAGCCAGCAAACAAACAAUCUUGAUUCUUCGCUUAGUCCCGAGCUCCAUCAACAUCUAAAGUCGAAUAUGGGUCGUUCACGCGGGAAUUUUCAAGCUGCUGAUGAGGACCCUACCCAAAGGGAAAUGCAUGUCUGGGAAUCUGAUAAUCUGAUCUUAGUAAGAGAAAAACUGGGAUUAUGGACAAUGGGGCUCUUCCUAUCAAGGAGAAAGAAGAAUGCCUCCACUGGAGAAAAUUUAGAGUCAUCUUCUUUAGGUCAAGGUUCUGGUGAAGGGAAAAGGGCUUUAUACCAUUGCAAUUAUUGCAACAAGGACAUCUCAGGAAAGAUCCGAAUUAAGUGUGCUAUGUGUCCUGAUUUUGACUUAUGUGUAGAGUGCUUUUCGGUUGGAGCUGAGGUGACUCCUCAUAAAAACAGUCAUCACUAUAGGGUUAUGGACAAUUUAUCUUUUCCACUCAUGUGCCCUGACUGGAAUGCAGAUGAUGAGAUGUUGCUUCUUGAGGGAAUUGAGAUGUAUGGCCUGGGAAACUGGGCAGAAGUUGCUGAGCAUGUGGGGACAAAGUAUAAAGAACAGUGCAUUGAGCACUAUACGGAUGUAUAUUUGAACUCCCCAUUCUUCCCUCUACCGGACAUGUCUCAUGUGGUUGGAAAAAAUCGAAAGGAGCUCCUUGCAAUGGCUAAAGGACAUGGUGAGGACAAGAAAGGAUCUUCUGGGCUUGGGAACCAUGGUUUGAAGGAAGAGUCUCCAUUUUCUCAUUCAAGAGUCAAACUUGAAGAUAUGCAUAAAGGCGGUCCCUCUGGUAGAUUACUAGAUGUAGAAUCUGGGACACGCUCUGGCAAUGCAGUGAACAAUGUCCAUGUUAAAGAUGACCCCAUUAAAAAGGAAGAUCAAGCAGACCGGACUUCUAAGGGGAAGAAACCAAGCUCUUCAGGAAAUGAUGGUCCAUCUUUAAUGGAGUUGAGUGGUUACAACCCAAAAAGACAGGAGUUUGAUCCUGAAUAUGACAAUGAUGCAGAGCAAUUGCUUGCAGAGAUGGAAUUUAAAGAAACUGACACAGAGGAGGAGCACGAACUUAAGUUGCGAGUGCUGCGCAUCUACUCAAAGAGACUGGAUGAAAGGAAGCGGAGAAAGGAUUUCAUACUUGAAAGAAAUUUGCUACAUCCAAAUCCUUUCUACAAGGACCUGUCUCCUGAAGAGAUAGCACUUUGUAGGACUUACGAUGUCUAUAUGCGCUUUCAUUCAAAGGAAGAGCAUGAGGACCUGCUUCAAACUGUGGUUAAUGAGCACCGAACUUUAAAAAGAAUUCAAGAAUUGAAGGAAGCCCGAGCUGCUGGUUGUCGUACAUCAACAGAGGCAGACAGAUAUCUUGAAAUGAAAAGGAAACGGGAAGCUGAAGAGUUAUCCCGGAGAGCAAAAGAUGGUGCCCAGGUUGGUCCAAGCAGUCAGGGAGGUCCUAGUGCAUCUACUGGACAGGGUUCAUCCAGCAGUGUCAAUGAUCUGGACAUGGGAUUCCAGGAAACCCAAUUACUGUCUGAAUCCGACAAGCGCCUGUGCAACGAGGCUAGAUUACCUCAUCCAGUUUAUCUUAAGAUGCAACAAGUUAUCACGGAGGAGAUCUUCAGCGGCAACAUCACCAAGAAAUCCGACGCUCAUCGCUUGUUCAAAAAGAUGGACCCGAGCAAGGUUGAUAGAGUUUAUGAUAUGCUGGUGAAGAAGGGACUUGCUCCGCCAUGAGACUCAAUUCCUGUUCUUAUUCACAACUGGAAAUUACUCUAUGUUCUCACCAUUUUCCAAAGCAAUGAAGAUAUGCUUUUCCACGGCUAUAUUCAGGUCUUAAGCUGCGAGUGGAUGGCACCCAUAAUGGUUUUUUAUCCAUGACAACUAAAAUCUAUGUGGGAAAACCAGUAGAUUGCAGGAAUGAAAUUUCCUUGGCGCU